AUGAAGCUGUCACUGUGGUGGCUUCUCAUCGUGAUCGGUGUCGGGCUAAACAGUGUUAAGGUACGCGGAGAAAGUCAUAUAAAACGGUUGGCUGUAAGAGAGGGUCGUAGAGGUUUUACCCUUUUAAGCUCCCGAAGAACGAUCACCUCCGAACCAUUGUGCUGUACCAGCAGUGAAACGGAUUUCAAAAACACAAGUAAAUGUGGCCCAAGAACGGCAGAACACGAAGAACGUGACAUGAUGACCGGGACGCCCUAUUUGACACUGGCACUGAAAGUGCUGCUGAUGGUGAUACUUUGCUAUACGCUGUGA
Anopheles marshallii is the source of this 312-nucleotide messenger RNA. RefSeq lists its product as uncharacterized. The record is from RefSeq and is a predicted model, not a curated record. The transcript has 2 exons. Lineage: Eukaryota; Metazoa; Arthropoda; Insecta; Diptera; Culicidae. Bases 1 to 312 code for a protein of 103 amino acids.